This is a messenger RNA of Elgaria multicarinata webbii, 1613 nucleotides long. It is a transcript of the gene CDK2AP1, whose product is annotated as cyclin dependent kinase 2 associated protein 1. Bases 12 to 395 code for a protein of 127 amino acids. The transcript has 4 exons. Gene Ontology annotation, cellular component: nucleus; cytoplasm. The record is from RefSeq and is a predicted model, not a curated record. NCBI's taxonomy places the organism in Eukaryota, Metazoa, Chordata, Lepidosauria, Squamata, Anguidae.
UCCCUUCGCCCAUGUCGCUGCUGCUGCUCGGCAUGUCUUACAAGCCAAACUUGAACGCGCACAUCGCCGCGGCGGCUCCCAUCAGCCAAGCCGGGAGCGUCCACUCUCCGUCCACAAGCAUGGCGGGGGCGGGGCAGUACAGGCAGCUGAUCAAUGACUAUGGGCCGCCGUCUCUGGGCUACACGCAAGGAGUGCAGCAGGGAAAUAGCAGCAGUCAAGUGCCGCAGAGCAAAUACGCCGAACUUUUGGCCAUCAUAGAAGAAUUAGGAAAAGAGAUCAGGCCCACCUAUGCUGGCAGCAAGAGCGCCAUGGAGAGGCUAAAGCGAGGCAUCAUUCAUGCGAGAGGACUAGUCCGAGAGUGUCUGGCAGAGACUGAGCGGAAUGCCAGGUCCUAGCCCUUUCCUGGCUGCGAGGUUUUCCAUCUCGUCUUAUGGAGGAGAGACCACCGAUUCCUUUGCGGGCGGCAGAGACGCUCAGUCGGGCCCUUUCAUCGGGCUGUUCCACUUCCCCCUCCCAGCAACACUGCCCCUUGCAAGAACGUGGGCAGGGAUCCAAAGAGCUACUUGGUACCCACCCAAGGGCUUCUGUGCUCAGUUGAGGCUUUGGAUCGUCCAGCAUUGAACAAGUACGUCCCCGUCCCCAACAGCUCCCCUGGGGUUGCAAAAGAGUUCGCCAUCCAGCACGGUGAGCGUCUAUUUGAGAAUGGCCAAAGGCCGCUUGGGCGGAGGGGCCCUGGCGUGGGGUUUGGGGAUCCUGGCCUGAGUCAGGAAGUCCCCACCCUCCCAUUAAACAUGAAGUUUGCAAAAUUUCAUUUCAGUUGGGACACACCCUGAAUUAGUGUGGAAGAUUUAAAAAGGAAACGAACGAACACAGCACCCUGCAUGCAACGUGUCCCUCUCCACCCGGUCAUCUUUCUCCUGCAGAACAUACUGUUCCUUCUGCUGGCAGGGAGCCCAUCAUCCCGGGGUUCUUCAGUCUGCAUUCAUGGGGAUGUUGGAGUCCUCAGCAGCUUUCCUGGGCUUCCUAACUGGCAAGAUCAGUAGAGGGGGAUGGGAUCCCUGAAAGGCCGCUCUUGCGCCACUUGCAGUCUUUGCCCGCAAUGGACAGGGGAGCAGUAGCCAUGUUUUAGGUCACGCUGUAGGUUCCUGCGGGACAACGGUCACCUCUGGCCAGCAGCCCACAUGAAUUGGGUGAGUCCGCCCACAAAGGAACCCACCAUCCCAGCCUCCUCUGUAACGCACCAGGUUUCCCCUGGCAAAGAUGCUGGGAUUUGGGAGACAGCCGGUGCAGAAAGGUAAAAUGUUUGGAAAGGAUGGCCUUAAUCCUCCAAAGUCAACCUGCCUCACAACUCAAACACUCUUACAGAUAUAGUGUUGAGGAGUCCAGAGGUCACCCCUUGUUUCCCCCAAUCAGGGGCCUCCCUAAUUGCAUCCUUCCUCCUUGCAUGACCAUUAGGGUUUCAGAGUCCAAUAACAGUGCACGAGUUCUACAAGAACAGCCUCUUCAGACCUGUGACAGGGCCCCAAAGGUCCCCCUGCCCCAGAUUUAAAUGGCAACUUUUCAUCUUUGUAUGUAUUUAUUACUUGAUGUAAUAAAGCUUAUUUUCAGAACAA